UUCUUCAUUCACGAUUUCCGAUUAUAAAAAGGGAAAAAAAAGCAAUCAACAAUGGAUGCUGCGAGACAAGAAAACAUUCUGAAAAAGAGGCUGCAGGCUUUCCUUGCAGAAAUGCUAAAAUUUGGAACCAUCAAAGGUUUCAAGAACUUUGCCAUGUACCUCCGGGGACGAGAAGAGCUGGUUAUAAGUGUUCUCAAUGAACCAAAAUCCUCACAUUACAGCCACACACUGGAGACCAAGAGUAUGACCCCGAGCUUCAAAGAUCCUAACAGGAGUGGAAGCUUAACGUCCAAUAAUCUUCCAUAUGAUAAGAGGUCCCUGUUGAUAUCCAUGCGAUCACAGAUGAACCUGACCACGGCAGCUGUCCCCAAAGGUGUGGGUCUACCACCCGCCUCACCAAGUGACUCAGAAACUCUACCAGGGGAUGAAGCAUCAACUUUGUUCCUGAUAGCCGGAUAUGCUCGGUACAGCUGUCCUUAUGUGUGGAUUCGAUCCAACCACCAGCGGCUGAUUAAUCUGAUGGGAGACACCGAGUCAGAAAAAGACAGCCCUCUCCGACUGAAAACCACCGCCUCAUGGAAAGACAAAAGUAAGAUUGUGUAUGACAUUGUAUCAGAACUAGUCAAACUGAACACCUACCCUGCUCCACAGAAUCCGUUUGAGCUGGACAUGGAGUAUUUCUCCUCGCUACCUUUAGCAGAACAAGUGCUAGAGACAGGGGCCAUGGUACAAACACUCAAAAAAAUAUUCCUCUGUACCUCAGAUGACAGGCCUUAUGCAGGAUAUGUGUUAGAAGAUUUACAGAUCAUGACCAAAAUGCACUUCACAGCUUUGAAGAAGCUCGUACAGGAGGGAGGUUUACCAAUAGCACAGCAAGAACAAAGACACAGAGGCGGUGCUGUGUCAGGGGCUGGGCGGACCCGAUACCCUAGUUCUCAGUACAGUCAGCCACCCCCCAGUCAGUACGGAGCGGGGUAUUACGGAUCCUCACAACAAAACUACUCCUAUACAGGGUAUUAGUUACGUCAGACUGUGCCAUUCAGUGAUCUCAUUCUGGAUUCUGUUUAGCAGCACUGUAAUGUUGAGCUAGUUUAGGUUGUACGUGUGUCAUUCAGAUGUGCUAUUCCUGAAACAGUGACUCACAUAGCAUUUUAUCUGUAGAAGAUUGUGUGAAUGAAUGUGAAUUUUCUAGUCAUCAUUAUCUCCAUGAGAAAUACAUGUAGAUGUGUGUGCUUUUGUGCAUCUUGUGUUAGAAUGGUUAUACAUAUACUUGUUUUAUGGUGUAUGGACAAUCAUAUAAAAUGCUUAUCUCAGAUUUGUGCACAUAUUCUCUCGGUAAACAUACCCAUUAAUGAGUUACAUGUACAUUCUAAGAAAAGCUUUUUAGUAGUAGGGUUUCAUUAUCUGGGCUCAAGUUCUCCAGAAGAAUUUUUUACAAGACCUAAUACAUUUACUGAGUAAAAGUUCUCAAUAUGUAUUAAUUUACAGAAAACUGAAAAGUUCAUUCAUCCAGGAUUUGGGUAUAUGUGAUCUUAGAGAUUAUCUAUUGUAUGUAAUGUGUGAUAAACACGUUAAAAAC
Messenger RNA from Saccostrea cuccullata (small rock oyster), 1579 nucleotides. RefSeq lists its product as uncharacterized. Bases 52 to 1020 code for a protein of 322 amino acids. The record is from RefSeq and is a predicted model, not a curated record. The transcript has 7 exons. NCBI's taxonomy places the organism in Eukaryota, Metazoa, Mollusca, Bivalvia, Ostreida, Ostreidae.